Molecule: messenger RNA, 3033 nt
Organism: Monosiga brevicollis MX1
Lineage: Eukaryota; Choanoflagellata; Craspedida; Salpingoecidae
Exons: 12
Coding region: 1-2931 (976 amino acids)
Biological process (GO): phosphatidylinositol metabolic process
Molecular function (GO): phosphatidylinositol kinase activity
Source: RefSeq, a predicted model, not a curated record
AUGGUUGACCUUGUCACAAGCGUCGAGGCCCAGGUGGCUUGUUUGGACAUGCAGUUGCAUCUCGUGGAGCUGGCUGAUCUGCCCAACACCAAUGCUUGUCACCGCUGUGGAAGCCGAUUCGAAGCCCACUCUCGCCACAUCUGCAAUUCAUGUCGCUUUCACGUCUGCCACAACUGCUGCAAGCGUAAACUCAUCGAUUUUGCACAUUAUGAUGUGUGCGAUUCAUGUUACGCUGUCAACAAAGAUCGCAAAGACUUUCUUCACGAUUUCCCCUACGAGUCGCUGCCUCUGAUGGGUGGCAUUUUCACCAAGCGCGGUGAGCACCGUCGCAGUUGGAAGCGUCGGCGCUUUGUCAUCGACACCAAUGGCUUUCUCUCUUAUUUUGACGAAUAUUUGGACGACCUCAAGCGGGUGGUGCCCCUCAAGGCUGUCAAGGGCUUUUAUGUCGGCAGCACCUACGACACACGGGUGAAGUGGCCCAAGGACGCCGUCUCGACACAAUGCGUCUUUGUUGAGCUGCCCACACGUCGCAUGGAAAUCGUUUUCCACUCUCUCUAUGAGAUGCUCCAUUUCCGCUUUCUCGUCGCGCUCUUCAGCUCGGUGGUGGAUACCUGCAGCGCUCUUGACGGCGGUGUCGAUGCGCCGAGCCGCGCUCGGCAGUUGUUGGCUGCGCAUAACGGCAAUCCUGAAAGCAACAGCGAUGUUCCCGCUCUGCCAGAUCACACAAAUGACCGUAACAGUGACUCCAGUGAUGACUUGGCUUUCAACGCCGCUGGUUUGGUGCUGAUCGAAUGCCAUGGCAUCGUUCUACAUGCCGACCAUUACGUCUGUACGCGAUGCGGCCUUCGCUUGCAAGAACCCUUUGUGGUGGUUGGCAAGCUUUGUUGCGAAAAGCAUGCCCAAGAGGCUCUCAUCGAGCUCGACCUUCCCCCGGAAACCCUUCGUUGCUUUGGUAUGGCUCAUCCACGCCCUCUUUUUGUUUUGGUUUCUCAGGAGGAAUGGCGCGUCGACCCAAACUCGGUCACGACGGCUACCCUGACAGACUUUGUCAUGGCUCAAGAUCGGGGUCUGCUGAACAAGGUCGAUGCCAUCCGUGAGCGCAUGAUUAGCUUGCAAGCUGAUAGGGUCGAGGGCACGACUGCCGCCACGCCCAGCCUUGACACUCCAGUUCUCACUUCAAAUGAGAGUGAGAAGGUGUGUCUCCCAGCAUCGACUAACCACAACUCUGAAGCACCCGACUCCGUCGCACCAGGCUCCGAGCUGACGGGUUCUGCAGAUAGCGGUUCGAAUGCGCAUCCCAAUGUCUCCCAAUAUGUGCGCGAGCGCAAGCGGCGCAUGAACUUGGCUUUGGAUUCGGGACAGGUCACUUUUGAGAUUGUCGAGCACCAACCCGCGCACUUUCGCGAGUUUCGGCAACAGUUUGGGUUUUCAGAUCAAGAUUACAGCGACAGCUUUGCGACCGUUCCCGUCGACCUACUUGCCGCAAGUGGGGGUCGUUCUGGAUCCCUGUUACUAUUCACGCAGGACAAGCGCUUUAUCAUCAAGACGCUGCCGCGCGAUGAAUUUCAGGUCCUCAUGUCCAUCUUCGAGCGCUACAAGGAGCACCUCCGGGAGCACCCUCACUCUCUGCUAUGCCGCUUCUGUGGCCUCUACGAAGUCGAGAUUGUCAAGGGGUCCAAAAAGCAAACACAAAUCGUCGUGGUCAUGGAAAACCUAUUCGCCCGCGACCCCAACUUGACCUUUCAUGAGAAGUACGAUCUCAAAGGCUCAUUUGUCAACCGUGCGACCAACUCUCGGGCUGGUGUUCGCAAGGACAUGGAUCUGAGGCGCAACUUUUUCAUGUCAGAGUACCAGAAGAACUCGCUGGUUACACGCUUAGCGCACGACUCGCUCUUUCUUGAAUCGCUCGGCAUUAUGGAUUAUAGCUUGCUAGUCGGGAUCCACAACUGCCGCGACGAUGGCAUGUGCUGUGCUGAGCGUCGGCCAAAAGAAAUUUCUCCCGAUCGCGACGAGCAAAGCCAGGCUGAUACACUCAAGUGGGGCGUGCGGGGCCGUGGUCCUGAUCGUCAUCAUCCCGAGAAGGAAUCCGUAUUUUAUUUUGCCAUCAUAGAUAUUCUUCAACGCUGGAACAGUUCAAAGAAAGCGGAAAAUUUUCUCAAGGUCCAUGUCGCAGGAAAGAAUGCUCAGGGCAUCUCAGCCAUUCAUCAGACACAGUAUUGCGAGCGCUUUCAAAAGUAUUUCAACUCGAUCAUCUGUGUUCAGCGGCAAAAGUCCCGCUCGGCAUCAACGACAGUGCACAGCUCUGCUCCACCUCCCGAAGCGCUUGACAAUUCUACCGUUUCUGCCCCAGCGGUCAUGCAGGAACCGUCGACACUCAAGUCAACCAUUCCACCUUUGACGGCGCACGCUGAGCAGGACGAGGCAGAAGCGGAAGUUCGAGAGGCGUUGGGCGAUUCUGAGGUUCAAACGCAAGACCCGCGAGUCUCCGAUGCAUCAACGACAUCGCGUGCGCAACCAAGUUUGAUUGAGGUCGAGGCGGGGACUCAGUCCGAUGUUGGGCAAGGCGAAGGUGACAUAGCCGAUUCCGACCCUUUGCCGCCCAAGCCCUUGGCUGAGGAACCUGCCGAGGAACCUGCCGAGGAACCUGCCGAGGAACCUGCCCCUCCACCAAGCAAGGUGGGCCGUCCUUCAUUUUCGCAGCGAACAUCUGGAGAUUGGGUGAAGGUCGACAUGCUGGCUUCGGUUUCCACCCCGGCGACUGCAGGUUGCGAUGAUCAAGAUCAAACCAAGGCAGCACCUAUCCAAUCUGCGAUGGCCGAUGUGGAUCGUGACCCACCGGCAGGGAUGGUCGGCACCAAUGAUGCGUCAAUACAAGAGGCCACGCCGAGUUGCACCGUCAUCAAUGCCGAUGAGACAGCGGCCGAGGCAUGACAUCGUGCUCGUGCAUGAGCGCAUGGCCACUUCGUGCGUCUAAGGGUCCUUUUUGUAAACCAGUAAAGCGAUGUGUGGACAAAUGGGCCAAUUGAUGAGACC